CAGCUUCACCCGCUGCGUUCAUUUUUAUUACAGUUUAUGUGGUUAACCUUGAUUUUAACAGAGCCAUGUGGCAUCUCAUUCAAAUCUAUCCACGUACAUUUCUUAUGUAAGAAAAAUUUACAGUUCGCAAGAUAAAAAUGAAGGAUAAUAAUGGAGAAAAACUUUAAUGUUUUUACUGCUGAUAACGCAUGAAUAUAUAAAUAUAUUGGCUUACAUUUGAACAUAGUUACAAGGAUGAGACGUUCAAGAAUAACUAUCAUUGUUGCAGCGAUUUUACUUUCCUGUACAACUUUGACAUGUGGCCAGGAACAGCAGAAGAAAAGCAUUUGUCAGACGUUGCAAUAUAGGGCACUGAGUUUACAACAGCAGAAUGAGCACCAGUGUAUGAUUCUAGAAAAACUUCAUGAUGAUUUUGACCAGGAAAAGAGCAUGCUUAGAUCUCAGUAUCAAGAUUUAUACACUAUGAUCAGUAAAUUUCAGACGAGUAUGUACAGAAAUGUUGCUGCUUUAAAGGCACCUAGUAGGGACAGCCUUAAGUCUAUACCAAACCUCCAUGAUAUUCCAUUAGUAAGAGACUGCAGUGAGCUUCAUUUGCACGGUAUUACUCUGAGUGGAAUCUACCCAGUCCGCCUCCCUAACAGGAAAAUCGUGAAUGUAUGGUGUGACAUGCAAGGUGGGGGUUGGAUGACCAUUCAGAAACGAAUAGACGGCUCGGUGAACUUUACCAGAAAAUGGGACAAUUAUGCAUUUGGAUUUGGCAACGUAAACUCAGAAUACUGGUUAGGAAAUGAAAAUUUAUACUGGCUAUCGCAUUACAAGAACUACAGUAUAAGGUUUGAACUUUGGGACUGGGAAGGCAAUCAUGCGUACGCAUUGUAUGAUUAUUUCCGGGUUGAAAAUGAACAGAUGGGCUAUCAGCUAAGAAUUCAGGGAUAUUCAGGAACAGCGGGAGAUGCAAUGUUUCCUUAUCACAAUGACAUGAAGUUCAGUACAAUUGACAGAGACAAUGAUGAAUGGCAUUCAAGUUGUGCCAAAAAAGACCAGUCAGGUUGGUGGUUUAAAGCUUGCGGGUAUGCCUCACUUAAUGGCAUCUACAUUGAAAAUGGGAUCGGUGGUAUAUCCCCAGAUGGUGUCGUUAAAGGAAUUCUUUGGUCUAAGUGGAAAAAAAAGUACGGUUAUUCGAUGAAAAAGACAGAAAUAAAGAUAAAACCUCGAGCGCAAGUGCAAAUCGAUAAAGCCAGUAAUAGACAAGAAGGUUCUAGUACCGAAAGUACAGUGACUGAAAAUGACAGUCGAGAAAGUGGAGAAAUGACAACUGGUGGGAUAGAGAACAAAAGUGAUGUAACUGAUAGUGAUGUAACUGAAAAAGAUGUAGUAACUACAUCUGCAACACCUGAUACAACAACAGACUAUUAUCCAGAUGAAUACGAUUAUGACUAUUAUUAGUAUUUAAUACUUUAUCUUUUAAAAUGUCGCUAUAUACUGAUAUACUAGCACAUGUUUUUUUUUUGUUAUGAACAUACAUGUUGCUUAGAUUUUGUUUGAAUGUAACAUCACAGAUAUGUGUGCUUCAAAUAUUGAAAUAUUUUCAAGAGAUCGUACUCGUUUUUAUGCAAAGUUGCUGACUAACCCGUUCAAAGCUCGUGUCAAUGAGUUUAAUAUUUGUAACAAACAGAAAUGAAUAUCAAAGAAGAUGAGUUGCCGAUAAACGUGCGGUCUGUUUGAAAUUGAAUGCGUUUUGUUUACAUGACUUUUUUCUGAUUGUAAUAUUUGUAGAAUAGUUUGAUUUGCAUAAAUGUUUGAUGGUAUAUUUUGUGUGCUUCUAAUAUUUGUAUGUCAUUUGAGCAAAAUUUAUUCGUCCUUAUUUAGAGUUGCUGAUAUCAUGUAAAUGACAGAGUAAUACCUUUUGACAAACUUUGGACGUGUGCUGAUAAGUACAAGCGUUCUGCUUGUAGUUGAAAUGCGUAUUGUCUAGUUGCAUUAUUUUAUGUACUUCUGUUUACAUAAUGUUUCAACGCAUCUUUCACAUUCUUAUUCAGUGUUGCUGUUUUACACACCGGCAAAGGGGUUAUUAGCACGUGCUUAUUAACAGAAAUAUAGGAACAAUUACUGAUAAACAUGUGUUCUAUUUCAUAGUUUAUCUCUGUGUUGUUUCGAUUAUACUUUGUAAAUGUAAAUUUUUGUAACUCUAUCAUGUAUAGUUUUGGUCAUUUUUAACAUAUAUUAAACAUGUUUUUAUUCAGCGUGGCUGUUAUACUUGCAGAAACCAUUUUUACUGCCACAAUCAUGUUUGACCUAUAAACAAAGAGACAUGUAAUAAUUACCUUUUUCUACUGAUUUAAUUUGGGGUAUAUGACGAUUUCAAGGUUACAAGAAAACUCCAAGACAGGCUUCCGAACACACAAAAGUGAUGGAGCUUACUUAACCAUAGUCAUUAUCAGAGCUAGCUUGUCAUGCUACUCAGUUUCUCUUUGUUUGUUUAUAGACUAUUUCCAUCAUUUUAGUCAAAUUUUUUUAUCAUAAUGAAAUUCACAUGCAGUAUUUAAAAGUCAAUACACAACACAAGUGUAUGGAAAUAUAUGCCAACAAAGUGUAUAAUAUGAAGCCAAACAGCCCCAACAUUCAGAUCCUAACGAUAACACUUGCUGCAGAAAGUAUGCAAAAUUCUACAUAAAGAUUACUGAAUACACAAAAUGAAUAACACAAAAAAUGUGCUUGCUUUAAGAAUUAAAAGGAAUCUCGUA
Molecule: messenger RNA, 2744 nt
Organism: Mercenaria mercenaria
Lineage: Eukaryota; Metazoa; Mollusca; Bivalvia; Venerida; Veneridae
Product: fibrinogen-like protein 1
Exons: 4
Coding region: 235-1446 (403 amino acids)
Source: RefSeq, a predicted model, not a curated record